Molecule: messenger RNA, 3000 nt
Organism: Morchella importuna
Lineage: Eukaryota; Fungi; Ascomycota; Pezizomycetes; Pezizales; Morchellaceae
Exons: 10
Coding region: 1-3000 (999 amino acids)
Biological process (GO): phosphatidylinositol dephosphorylation
Cellular component (GO): intracellular membrane-bounded organelle
Molecular function (GO): phosphatidylinositol-3,5-bisphosphate 5-phosphatase activity
Source: RefSeq, a predicted model, not a curated record
AUGGAAAAUGGCGUCAUAAUCGAGGAUCCACCUACAACUCCGCCGUCUAGAUCAAGCAUCAACGACGAAAAGGAGACUAUUCAGUCUAAUGAUGAUAAUCGCCCUGCAUCUCCCGUCGCUCCCGCUCCAGAUGAUGUAUCAACACCCUCACCACCUCCGCUCAUGCCAGUUCGCGUCGAAGCACCCAAAGCACAGCAACCUACCUACCCACAGCUCUCUAACAACCUUCCAGCAAGCCCUGUAUCAAAAAAUCCCAACAAUAAAAUAAAUGAUGAUUCUGUUCCAAAAUCCUUUGACAGGUCAGACGUAAAACUAGGGAGACUUGAAAAAGAGGUUUACGAAGACAAAGACUUCGACGGUGUGCGACGAAUGCAUAAAUUCACGUUGUACGAAACUGCUACACGGUUCUAUAUUGUCGGCUCAGAUCUCUUGGAUUCGAGAUUCCGUAUCUUGAAGAUUGACCGUACGGCGGAUGUUGGGGACCUGAGUAUCACAGAGGAUGAAGUUAUCUAUACUCGUGAGGAGACGACGAGGCUAUUAGCCACCAUCGAGGAUGGAAAUAGGUCUACUGGGGGACUAAAGCAUAGAUGUCCGUUUUGGGGACUCCUAGGAUUUGUCAGGUUCACGGGGGCAUACUAUAUGCUACUAAUUACAAAAAGAAGUAUUGUUGCUAUGAUUGGAGGCCAUUAUGUUUACCAGAUCGAUAAUACCGAGCUCGUACCCCUCACAGCCGGCGCACGGAAACCUGACCGAAAUUCAGAAGAAGCUCGUUUCGUUAAUAUUUUAGGAAACUUGGAUCUAGCAAGGUCAUUCUACUUUAGUUAUUCCUAUGAUAUCACUAGGACGCUACAACACAACAUUAUCCGUCAAAGGGAAGCUUUAAGUAACGGAUUGACACAUCCAGAUAAUCACGAUUAUAAUGACAUGUUUGCAUGGAAUCACUACCUUCUGGAGCCUGCAAAGAAACACAUGAAAAACACUUAUGAUUGGUGCAUGCCCAUUGUUCAUGGUUAUGUGGAUCAAUCUGCAAUUUCGGUAUAUGGGAGAAUUAUUUACAUUACAGUCAUUGCCCGGCGUUCACGGUACUUUGCUGGCGCGAGAUUCCUAAAGCGCGGUGCGAAUGAUUUGGGAUAUGUUGCGAACGAUGUGGAGACGGAGCAGAUUGUCUCCGAUAUGUUGACUACAUCAUUCCAUGCGCCAGCAAAAAAUCUCUAUUCGAACCCUAAUUACACAUCAUACGUACAACACCGUGGAAGUAUUCCCCUAUUCUGGACCCAGAAAAAUGAUGCUGCUACUCCAAAACCCCCUGUAGAGAUGAAUCUUGUAGAUCCCUUUUUUAGUGCAGCAGCAUUGCAUUUUGACGAUUUGUUCCAAAGAUAUGGGGCGCCAUGUAUCGUAUUGAAUCUUGUGAAGUCAAAAGAGAGGACGCCUAGAGAAUCCUUACUACUGAAGGAGUUUACACAAGCAAUCAAUUACUUGAAUCAGUUUCUGCCAACCGAUAAGAGAAUACGCUAUAUUGCUUGGGAUAUGUCCCGGGCCUCCAAGAGUCGUGAUCAAGAUGUAAUCGAAACUCUUGAAACAAUAGCUGAAGUGGUUGUCAACACGACCGGUUUCUUCCAUAACGGUCCAUCUAGGGAUGGAGCUGAAGCAUCCCUUCAAAAUGGUGUCUGUAGAACAAACUGCAUUGAUUGUCUUGACCGUACUAACGCCGCGCAAUUCGUUAUUGGGAAGAGGGCUCUCGGCCAUCAAUUACAUGCACUAGGAGUUAUAUCGGGUACCAGUGUUGAAUAUGAUACUGACGCGGUUGAUCUGUUUACACACAUGUAUCAUGACCACGGGGACACGAUCGCUGUACAGUAUGCGGGGAGUCACCUGGUGAAUACCAUGGAGACUUACCGUAAAAUUAAUCAGUGGACGAGUCACUCGCGAGACAUGCUCGAGAGUUUCAAACGGUACUAUAAUAAUUCUUUCCUGGAUGCCCAACGACAAGAGGCAUAUAACCUUUUCCUGGGUAACUACAUAUUUACUCAGGGCCAGCCCAUGUUGUGGGACCUUUCAACGGAUUACUACCUGCAUCAUAUCGACCCAAGAGCUUCCAGAAAACGACGCAGUUAUAUAAAGUGGUGGACACCGAAGAAUCUUGAGAAGAGAGUAAUGCCACGUGCCACAAGGCCUCUAGACGAAUUUGCGAAUAAGCCAUAUAGCUACUUUGAUGACUACUGGCUAGAAUACUAUAGACCAAAAGCACUCUCAUCUUUCCUCAAAGUAUUCUCUUAUGACAUCAAUUCCACAUUACGUUACAUCCCGAUAGGACAAACCUCGGAGGGAAAAUACGAUCUUAGCCCCUUCAAAGUACGCACAAACCAUGGCGGUUCCAAUCAUAAAAAAUCCAAAUCCAAAAACAAUGUUAUCAAUGCCGAAACCCCAGAGAAUCGGCUUAAAAAGAUAACCGCUCUUGAAGGAUGGCCAUCAUCACCACAGAAGCAGCAACAAACCCUGCGACAAACCUCCAAUCCUCAAUUUCCGGGCCGUGAUCACAAUGCUGUUUCGGGAGAUAUGCAUAGUGGACUCCGUUCUUCUAGUCCGGUCAAGCAACACUUUGCUGUGGGUAGAGAUUUGAUCCCACUUGAACAGAGGAAUAUGCAGCAGGUUGUUGAGAGGAGUCUUAAUCCUUCACUCAGCGAAAAGGAAACUGAAGAAUAUGCACUUUAUGUAUCCCACCCCCUCAAUCUUCCCCUCGUGGUAACGACUGAGCUCCCACCAAAUACAUCUCGCGAUUUCGUCAACUAUGUAAACAGCACAUCACCAGAGGCCGUUGCAAACCUUAGAGCAACAGAUAAUGAUAUCAAAAGCUACGAGGAAUUCCUGGAAAUCCCAGAAAACCCAUUGAGUGUGGAUGAGGCAGACGGAGGUAGGGGCAGAUACAGAGCUUAUCAGUAUUGGAUCAUGACGGGCAAAUUGAAACAACAGAGGAUCGGUAUGGUGUCAGUCAAAACAUGA